Macrobrachium nipponense is the source of this 3250-nucleotide messenger RNA. Its product is annotated as serine/arginine repetitive matrix protein 2-like. The record is from RefSeq and is a predicted model, not a curated record. NCBI's taxonomy places the organism in Eukaryota, Metazoa, Arthropoda, Malacostraca, Decapoda, Palaemonidae. The transcript is spliced from 3 exons. The coding region runs from base 991 to 3147 and encodes 718 amino acids.
CACAAAAAGCGAAUAUUACAAGAAAAAAGGUGCCAUGAUUAAAAUCUACGCCAUCGUCUAUAAACAUCUAAAUGUAAGUUCAUGUAAAGUACAGUAGGAUGAACCGACACGUGCGUAUGUAUAUGUAUAGCCCGUUACCCAAUGUAUACAUCUUGAUUGAUUUGGUUCAGGUGUUUACAGAUCCAAGUAGGCGCAUGCGCUGCGAGAAUUUUGCUUUCAUUUGCCUCGCCUCUUUUUUUUUGUUUCUGCUCCGGAGGGAUUCGACUGUUGAAAAUGGGUCGUGAAGAUUGCGUGAUCGUUCGGAGACCACCAACGAACCCACGUGAGCCCUAUAGCGCCUGUUUGGAAGCACCUUGCCUACACCGUAGAGACGGUUUGUUUGGGCCGAUUCCCGCGAGCACAGCGCUUAUAGCCUAUAGCUCAUGCUCCCACUCAAGUUAACCGCUGGAGACUAUGCAAGCUGCUAUAAGCGCUCCGUUGCUGAAACAUUUCAGUUGCGCUCAAAAUUUUAGUUGACUUCAAGGAAAUGUUUGCGUGUGACCGGAGACGAAGAUGGAAGACCACGUUUUCAUAUCAAGUUGGUAAAAGUCUGGCCGUUUGGUGUUGACGAAACCUGACCAGUCUCGAAAAAAGUUUGAAUUGAAAAUACACAGUUUAAUCAAGCAAUACUUCACUUAUUUAACACAGAAAGAAAUCAGAAGCAAAAUGAACUGCAUGACAGUCGUACGUUUUACGAAUACGUGAAAGUAUAAUAAUUAAUAUAAUUCGAUACCUUUACGUGUGAAAGGGAAAGUGUUAGAAAAAAGGAUGAAAAAGCAAAUGGAUAAAUUUCCUAGAUCGAUAAGUAGUUGUUAAAAGACAUUACAAUAGUAAUAAUGUUUCCAUUACUCCACAUACUGUCCAUAUGAAUAUACCUUGACCGUAUCCCUGAUAAGGUAAUGCUUGGCACAGGCGGUGCCAUCUGGCGGCCGCAAUCGCCAUGAGCUGAAGAUGACCAGCAGAUGGGGUACCAGUUACCUGGGUCAAGACAAGCCUCUCAGCGCCCUCACCAGCCAUGAAGGGAGCAGGCACGAGUACUACGCCCAGCCGCAGGACAUGGCAUCCUACAAGGACCGCUCUGCGGAUCACAGUCCAGCGCCAGACAGGGGCCGUCAGGAAAAGGAGGGAGUGGCCCUGCUCUGGGUCUUCAGGGUGGUACACCUCACGGACGUCACCUUGGAGUCCUUCAUCAGGAGUCAGGGCGUCGAGGUCCUGCAGGUAGAGGAAGUGUCCCCUAGAGGGGCAGCUUACAAGUCCUUCCUGGUCACAGUCCACGAGAAAGAUGCCCCCACGUUACUGCACAAGACCUUCUGGCCAGGGCUGGUGUCGUGCAAGUAUUGGCAUGAGCAGGUGGAGGCCAGCAAGGGAGCCACCCUCAGCAGGCGCUCCUCAGCCAGGAGCAACCGGAAAACAACUCUGGCACUAGAGAGAGAAAGGGUAGCGGAGCAGAGGAAGAAGAGUGAUGGAGAGCGACCCCCUCAAAUCCUACCGCCCCUCCAGAAGGUCAGCCCAAAGUCCAAGACGGCCAAGAGUCUAAGAAGACUCAAAACGAGCAACAACAAUCCAGGUCAAACCAAGAAGACCGCCAGGAAACCCAAGAAGAGCAUCUCUCGAGGAGCCGUUCCCAGCGGUAAAAUCACGAAGAAGAAAGCAGAGAGCAGGCGAGGAAGUCUCGCCAAAAAUGUUGGCAGCAAUGACGCACAAGGCUCCAACCGUAAAAGCAGUAAGAAGGAAAAGGGCAAUAAAAAGGAAAAGAGCAAGAACCCAGAUGAUAAAGGGCCGAAGGAGAGAAAAAAGAAGAAAAAGGUCAAAGGUUCUUCCGGUGAGGGCAAGGCAGAGAAAGAGCAGACGACAGCCAAAGAUGACAGCAGAGUGAAAGACCCGGCCCCUUCAAAGAAGAGAAGCAGCGAUGCAAAAGCCAGAGAAAAUAUCAAGGUCAGAGACACAGGAAAAGAAAGAGGCGCCAAAGGCAGCGGUACGACUCUUGGUAAACGUCAAGAUGAUGCCAAGGAAAACCGUGGCAAGCAAAAGACUGUGACAAGUGGUGAAAACGAGAAUAAAAAUAGAGAGAGCAGAAAUCCAAGAAAUGAGGGUAAACAAGGAGCAGUGAAUGUAGAAAGAGAAAACAAACCUGGACAAGGCAAAAAUAGUGGAGACAAGAACAAAGGCAAGUCACAAACAGAGCGUAAAAGUACCGGGAAGAAACAAAAACCGGAUUCUGGUCAUCCUAACGAGAGGCCAUCGAACAACGAGCCUAAAGAAAGACAAAACAAAGACCACAGUGACAGACGAGCUCCACUGUCUGAAAUCACAGUCGAGGUAAGUGUGAAAGAAGCUCUCACGAAAGAUCCUGACAGAAGGUCCAUCGGUGAGAAAGACAGAAGUUCGAGAAUCAGAGCUGUCGCUGACGGAUCACACUCUGGAAGAGGUUAUUUGUACACCCAAGAGACAGAAAAGGACAGCAAUAGACAAGGUUACUUACUUCCUGAAAUACCUGUCAAAUCUCCCAGCUUCUCCGUCGCCUCUACGCCAAGUUCCCAAGGGAGGCCGAAGGAGUCGGCUUCCGGUUACGCCAGUCCUCUCCCAGACAUCAACCAACACCGGUCCAAUGCUCAAGCGGGAACCAAAAGACAUCCGAACUGGGUCGUCCCUCUGAGCGGCCUCUUGAUUCUCUCUUCGGAGGAAGUUGUGUACGCGCUGCUCGGUAAUGACUUCGACGGCCUCCUCACCCAGGACGUCAUUUCUGACGACGAGCUCUUCCUGGGGGUUAAGGUUCUGGCCCACGCCUCGCGGGCCAAAGUGAGAGAGGAGGACCUGGUUCAACUCGUCCGUAAAAUUUGGCAGCCUCAUGUCAUCCGCUUGAUCAAGACAUUCACGGUGACCGUGGAGAGACUCUACCCCGAGAGAGCAGAGAGAUACUUCUGGGAUCUCGCUGAGUUUCUAGACUUGUACGUGAGCAGGGACAUGCACAUUGACCAAAUGCCCAAUCUCAUUGACACGUGCUACAUGGAAGUUCUGGCGCUGAGUUACAAGUCUUUCCUCUCCGAUCAGAUUGUUAAAGUAUUUAGCGUGAUGCAGAGUCAGACGAAGGAGAAGGGAAAACACUAAAAACAUGACACGAAUGUCAUUUCUAUUUUUUUUAAUCACCAGUUAAGUGCCUUACCCACAUUCAACAUAGGAAUAUAACUGAAAAAUAAAUAAUAAUUGACAA